Molecule: messenger RNA, 6263 nt
Organism: Amoebophrya sp. A25
Lineage: Eukaryota; Dinophyceae; Syndiniales; Amoebophryaceae
Source: the annotation of a GenBank genome assembly
GUGAUUGAGAACUUGUAUUUAUUUGAGCUAGUCUUUUCGACAUUGGACGACUCUCCUGACAUCCUUAAAUAAACGUAUCCGAGAAACAAUGAAAAUGAACUCCAUCAGCCGUACUAAUAACUGCAAGUAUUAAAAAGGGCUAUGAUUCUUGAUCAAUUAUUGUGAUGUUGAACAAGUUGAACAGAAAUUAUGCAUCACAAAACAAGUGGAAGAAGUGCCGCUGCAGCAAGCAUCAAUAAUGAUUACUUCAAAAAACUAUCUAUGAAUUGCUACAGCACGAAUAUCAUGCAUCUCUUAGAAAAUAUAUUUGAGACAACAACAAAUGAUCUUCAAAGUCUACUAGUUCUAGUAGAAACAACAAAAUUAAAAAAAGUAGAAGUUAGAACAAUCAACAACGAAGAAGUCAACAUCAAUCCUGAGUACUUCUUGGUGACUGUGACUAAAGCUAAACAGUAUUAUGUAUGAUUUGAUAGAACUUCUCUUCCUCUUUUGCUUCUCCAAGACCUCCAAGAAUCUGAAGAACUUCUGAGUUUCAAUGUACUUGUGGGAGAAAGAUGAAGACGAAGUGCCGCGUUAGACGUUACAAGAUGACACAGGAGAAGGACCAUCAUUCCAUGUGUAGGUAUUUUCCUGGCUCUUAUCUAACGGUAACGCGUCAACGUUCUUAUACUUACUACAGAACCAUCAACGAGGGGAAAAAUGAUCCCGAAGCUUCUAACAGCCUUAAAACGACGGAGGAAUAUACGAAGACGAGGGAAGGAAAUCCGUCAUCCUUGUGAGGAAGAUUCAACCUUGUGAAGAUGAUACUUGAUUUCGACAGAAGGACGAGUAUAUCUAGGUAAAUGCAAGCAGUGUGAGACGAGUCGUCUGUCAAGAUAUCAUCCUGUGUCCGACAUAAACGAGUCGCAUUGGAAAAUACGUCGUCGAUGACGAGAGAGCGAGCUGGCCAUCACCAUCCUUGAGGCAUGUUCGAGUGGUAGGCAAAAAAGGCAUUUGAUGACGAGAGAACGAGUUGUGUGAGGAUAUCGAUGAAGUAUGACAUUGAGGAGGAUUUUCGUACAAAUGUCGUUGACUUGCCUUCAUCUCGAUACUCGAUCGAAUAGAUGAAAAAAUAGAACCUUCGUACACCGUUUUACUCGUUGCAUAAACAUUGGAAUGUGUUGCCGUUUGGAAGAUAAGACUAAGAGACAGACUACGAAACUACUAAAAAAAUAGGGAAGUGAAGAAGCAAUCCUCAACUUCCUGGAAUCCUCGUGAGACACUGUGAAAAAACAAACACAAAAAUCUUAGAAAAGUAGACGAAGUAGAAGAUCGAUCCAGCAACUCUAACUCUUAUCCUUUUUGAAAAGGCAAAUUAGGCUUCAUCCAGAGACCACCUAGCACCCACAACUUCCACACGUGAAGCAUUUGAAAGACGCAUUAUUCGUUGUCAGCCUCUACAUUUAAGAUAUAAUUUUAAUACGAGCGAGCUAUAAGAAAAGAACCAUGAAUGGUAGUUGAAAGAUAAAUAGAGGUUGGUAGUCCAGGACUUCUGUGGUUGCACAUGUUCGCUCGAUGAUACAGGUCACACUGUGGACGGCGAGCCACCUCCUAUCCUAUCCUAACCAUGACGAUCGCCGAUAAUAAAGACUUGGGACUGGUUUGUCAUACCCAUACGUAAAGCAUACAUUAAAAUACUCUAGGAAUAGUUCAAGAUUGACUUCUCACCCAGGCCAGCAGAGUGACUCAAUUAGAAACAAAGUGGAGCUAGCACGCCCUUGCCGACGCCGGUUGAUGCAGCACUCCUGAUCACUUCGUAUAGAUCAGAAGGAGACUUGCUGUGCAAACAUGUCUUGUUGUGGUGCGAAAUCCAAGAGAUUGGUGGAGGGGCCACCGACUCUGGCACCGUCGACUCAGAGCGGCGCCGAGGAAGAAGAUAGGGACUUGCAUGCGGCCGCAUCAGAGGUGCUGCAUAAGGAAAAGGAGCUCUCGACUCUGCCACCGUCGAUCCGGAGCAGCGGCGGCGAAGGAUUGGAUAGAGUCGACGUGCUCGCAUCAGAGGUGCUGCCAAGAGGAGAGCCUGACCGUGACCCACUCCAUCAAGUAUUUAGCGUUUUUUGUUUUAUAUUUGAUUACUCAACUUCCUUUUUUUUCCGGAAUAAUGUCAGCGCCCUGGCACUCUCCCUCUACCAAAAUCCUCCACCUAUUUCCCGCUCUUCGUCCCUCAAGGCGCGCCCCCCUUCGUCCUCAAAAGCCUAGUGUUCCUGUAGUGGGGUCGACCGGCUGGGGGGGGGGUUAGCGCGCGUGCGCUCCCGUAUUUCUGAAUGGGCAAAGAAGGUGGGGAGCUUAAAUUGUGCAAGGCUAUAUAAAUUUCAAAAGAGUCAGCCUUUUUUUUUUGGCGUUAUGAAAGCAAAGACUACGCUUUCAGGCGUGUGAGAACACUGACAACCGUAGAAACUGAGACCCCCGGAGGAAACGAAUUCGAGACAGUCUCCCCGUCACUAUGCCUGCAAAGGUUGGGGCAGGUCCUUGCAGUUUGGUGGUUCUCAUGCUAGUCCAAGCACCAUCGUGCAUGUUAGUGCGCGUCAGUUUGCUACUUGCUUGCUAGGGGCCUCGGGGCUGAUGAUCUCGGCUGUCUGUCUGGCGUGGUGUUUGAGGGUCUGGCUUUUUUAUUACAAACAUCGCUAGUGUGGGGCUCUAAAAUAAAAGCGCGCUAAUUUAGCAUGUAGUCGCUCCAGCACUUUAACCUGGGGGGGUUUUUGAUCUGCCGGCUAGGUGGUGGCUUUAAUUUUCUUUCUAGAGGUUCGCCAUGCUAAUUCGGCACACUAGGGCGGAUUCUAAUUUGUCACCUCCAAACUCUGCGCGCUUUCACGCCUAUAUGAGGGCGCGCAAGUCGGAGGCGCUCUCUCUUCGAGAGUGCUGGGUUUCUUAUAUAAUAUCAUAACUUUUCAAAGUUUCUCUCGAGGGACCCCGAAAACAAAGUAACAGCACACAAUCAUGCAUCUAUCAGCGGCAUUCUACUGAGCGGGCCACCCGCGGUGCAUUCCGUCGCGGGCUGCUAAAUUACCAGAAUUUUUAGCGCCCAGAUUAGCAGGAAUCUUAGUCAGUGAGCAAUUUUUCUUUUUUGUUUUUUUAAAUUCAUUGGAGGAAGCUCAGCAAAAUAACGCAAAAAUAUGCGCAAUAUCCAACGACGCCGGGCAUGGUCAGGAUCUACCUCAAAAAUGUUCGCCGCCUACUGUGUUCCUUCAACAAAUCAAAAACCUUCCCGCGAUCGCCACGGCCAGCAGAAAGCCUUGGGGGCGAUGGGAAUCCCUGCGCCCCUCCAGAACCCCACAGCACAAAUUCGCCGCCGACUGUCUUGGACCCACACACACCGGCAGGAAGCAAGCCGCAAGCACUGCGAAGCGGACCACUUCCGCGACUAGGUGGAGACAAUUUUGUCCGUCUCUGUGCAGUGUUUCGCUACUGUAGCGCCAUGAGGUGAUAAACGCUACUGAGGCACUAACGGCAGGCCGCUUUGAUACGCUUCUGGAAAGUUUCCUCCCUUUUGUUCCCACUCCCACAUCAGGUGCGACGGCCUUGGGCAGAGUCCCUUGGUGACAUAUAUGCGAGCUUAUGGCCGCCAAACGGAGGCACUUCGGAUUUUGCAACCAUUAAAAGCAGGGGCGAUCUCCAACACAAGUGGACAAUGUUGGACGGGUGGCAAAGUCACCGAGAAGUAAAGAUGUUCGACGGCUCUCGCCUCACAGACAUGCACACCCUACAGGAUGCACAAAAAACCUUCAGGGACGGGGUAUAUCUUAAGUUGGUGUACUAGGUUUUUGUUUUCCAAAGAUCUUCUUAGUCCCCUAUGGUUGAAGUCCUUGAGUCUAAAUUUGAAAACAAAGAAGGCGAGAGUACCUGUUUACUCUAUUCACUCGCAUUGGGGUUACUUAAUUAUAGAGUAAGUAAAAUAUCGGGUUUCGAGUUACUCGAGUUGCAACGAGUUGCUCGAGUUGCCGAAGCGAAGGGUUUCAAUUCUUGAACGAGUUGCCACGAGUUACCGGAAGCCAUCCGCUUCACCGGGAUGCGGCGCAGCAGGGCGGUAUGGGCACGGUUGUGGCUGCGCGAAGUGAAGAGGUGGCUGCUUUUGUUGUUGCUCUCUCAUGAGAGGGGCGGCCGGUUGUGAAGGGCUCCCCAGCGAGCCCCCCCGGCUUUUUUUCUUGUUGCGUGUGGGCGCGCGUUCGAAGCACAGCCAGGCACUAAGGGGCCGACGGCUUCGCCUCGUUGUUUUUGUUUGAGGGGAGAGAGUGUCGCUGUGGCUUGUCGUUGGGUCGGUGCCAGUCUCUCCCUUUUUUCUUCCCAGUGCGUCUCUUUUGGGACUGGGAGCGAGUUCUGGUUCUCGCCUGCUUUGGAGAACGGCCCACUCAGCCGAGGAAGCAAGUAGAGAAGAGUACGUGGCGGAUGCCUUGCGUGUUUGAUCAAGUGGCUGGGAGGAGUUCCCGAGCUGAGGGUGGUCACUCACUCUCGUCGCUGGUGCGCAUUAAGAAGAAAACCAGGGAGCGGAGGCAUGUCGUUGAAUGUCGCAUGCUCCUGCUAAGGUAUGGUAUCCCAGAGGCUCACAAAGCUGCGCCCGAAGGGCGCCGCGCAAAAAAUUACGGCGAGCAACUCGAGCAACCCGAGCAACCCGAGAAACAUGACCCGUGACGGGCCAAAAAAUUCCUGAUUCUAUUAAUAGUCUCAAAUGAUAUCAAAGGAAAGCUCAUUCACUGGUCCGGCACUUGAACUCACCACUGAAGGCUUUAUAAGUUACUUAGGUAGUUAAUUCGCUAACGCUAGAUAGACUAAAGCAGUUGUUGGUUGGGUCGAAGCUCUGGGCACCGGCUGGGGGAGGCCUGCUGGAGUUGGUGAAGUUUUUUUAGGUCGUCUGGAUCCGCGGACAACCAGAUCAAGAAUUUCCCAAGCAGGCAGCCGCCCCACUCGAUCCGGUGGAAAUCGCUUCGAUCCAACCAAAAAACUGAACUAGCUACUUAGCCUUUAAUCAAGGCAGGCAGUUCAAGUAACUACGUGGGAAGAGAUCGCUUCAAGAUUUGAGGCUGUGGCGAUGAAGGAGUAUGGAUUUUCCGUUGAUGAAUGACACUUGGGACUUGUGUUUAUCUGUUGUCCGAAUGUGAGAGCUGUUCUGUCCUGAACACUGACGAACUUUCAAUAGCCACAUAGAACUCGUUCACUCCACUUUUCAUCUUCAGCUCGUGAAAAUGCUCCAAAGUGGCAAGGGACUGGUAGCCAUCAAGAAGUUUUUGAACGCGAAGCAAGGGGCCAGAGGGAACCUAGGCAUUGCCAUGAUCGGUCCCUCAGGGCUGGAAUUCACUAUAACCCCCGGCUGGUCGCCGUCGACGUCGAAAUCGUCCUUCAUCCAGAAGUUGCCUCCCUCGCAUCAAAUCGACUACAGCGACUCGAUCGCGUGCAUCUCCAUGCUGCUCGUGCUCCUGUUAAGGUUUAGCUGUUCGUCAUCUGUUGUCGUGUACUAGUAUUUAGGUUAAGGCAAGUAUAUAGUUACAGAUAGAAUUCUGAGUGAGCGAGGACGAGGUAGAGGCAUUACAUAUCAUGAUUCUGAGUCUGAGACAUGACACAACUGAUAGAUUGCAAAGUAGGGAUUCUAAGUAACGGUCCGUGCAGUACGUUCCAAUGUAAAAAGGUCACACGAACAUGUAGUCCAUGGUAUCUCACUCAACAAAUGAGGACAGCUUGAUAAUCAAGCCUUACCUCUAAUCUUUGGAAUCUUCUUGCUGUGGAAAGUCGCACGGAAGAUGCGCAUGCCCACGAAGGACAAGAAAAACAAGAUUAUGUCGGAGGUUUCUAAUUGAUUCGUCCAGUAUGUAAGAACUAUUAUUUCUCGAGAGAUGUUCAUGUUGAUUGUUGCGUGAGUCACACAGUGUGAUGCCUGUCUUCUUAGAGAUUCACUUCCAAUAUAUUUAGAGUAUUCAGUAGACAGUGCGUUCUCAGAUUCUUGUUUCGAAUCCGAUUGAUUUCAUGCUGCUCAAAUCACCAGCACAUGAUGGCUUUAUCAUCUAACAAAACUGGCGACGCCAAGCCUCAGAUGGCGGGCGACUACGGUACGCUGGCCGGUGCUGACGCGACAACCGAGGUGUAAAUAAAGGGGAAGAAGAAAUGAUCACGACUGCUAGUGAUGCUGGGGGAGGGGAAAUAACUGACCGUCGUGGUAGGAGAACGAAAAACAUCCUAGGGUUUACGUUGUUCUUAGAAGAAGGAUAACAACAAAAUUGGAGAAAGUAAGUAGAAAG